Molecule: messenger RNA, 4175 nt
Organism: Ornithorhynchus anatinus (platypus)
Lineage: Eukaryota; Metazoa; Chordata; Mammalia; Monotremata; Ornithorhynchidae
Gene: CENPC
Product: centromere protein C
Exons: 20
Coding region: 118-3921 (1267 amino acids)
Biological process (GO): kinetochore assembly; attachment of mitotic spindle microtubules to kinetochore; spindle attachment to meiosis I kinetochore
Cellular component (GO): kinetochore
Molecular function (GO): centromeric DNA binding
Source: RefSeq, a predicted model, not a curated record
GGCCGGCGCGCGCCUGAGCGGGCCGGAAGUGGGGCAGGCAACGGACCGGGGCCGAGGGGCCGCCCGGAGCGGCGGACCUCAGGGAGCGUCCCCCGACCCCUCCGCCACGGCGGCGCCAUGGCCGCCGCCUCCUCCUCCUCCUCCGAUCUGAAUCACCUGAAAAAUUCAUAUCGAACAAGAUUUUGUCACACUAGAAGGUCACCUAAGAUCAACGUGAAGCCAGGCCAGAAUAUAUUGGAAACUUUACAGAAUUGUUUCGAGGAAAGUCGCGGCUGGGAUCCGAGCUUAGAGUCUUCGAGUCCGGCGGUUUCCCCGGGUCCCACGGGUUUAGAAGAUGUCCGCUAUUUGUCCCCAGGCAAGGAGGCGUCCCCCGUUCAACCGGCCCAGAUCCGUUCUCCGGAGGAGAGCAGCAGCUCCAUCCUCGCCUCCCCUCGGGCAGCCGGAGAGAUCGGCGAUUCAGUUCGGACUCCUGAAACUCAUGGGGGAUCUCCGGUCCCCGCGACGGUCAGUGCGAAGAGUACGCCGGCUUUCGGCGGUACCUCCGAGAGCCCCGAGAAAGCCGCCGAGGUCCCCCGGGGCGCCGAAGACUUUUACUUGGCGGUCGGCCCCCUCGAUCUCCUGAUCGAGGAGGAGGAGGAGGAGGAGGAGGAGGAGGAGGAGGCGGCGUUACCGUCGAAAACGACCUCACCCGUUCACUCGCGCGAGAGGAUUCGUCCCCCGGUGGGUUCAGCCGACCGGCGGCCUCCCAGUCCCGCCGUCGAGCUCAAAUCCAAAAAGAGGUUGAACUUUAACGGAAAAGCGGCGGCGUCUGUGGGGAAGGAAGCAGGAAUUAGAAUCGAAAGGCCGGAGAAUUCGCAGAAAAAGGAAAGCGCGGUUGCCCCCGAAGAGAGCGCCCGAGGGUCGGUGUCUCACACUCCGAAGAACGAACCGAAAAGCAAGGGGAAGGUUUCGUCCAUUUUCCUAGAUGCCGUCAAAGUAGGGAACGACAGACCCGGCUUCUACAGGCACUCUCCAGCGGCUCCGCCCCGGAGCCCGUCUCCUCCGCCGAGCGGCGUGAACCCUCUGCCGGACGACGAGUUUAUAAUCGACGAGUCGGACAGCCAUGCCUCGACGUCUUGGAUUUCGAUUCCUAGAAAGUCCACCAGACCCGGGAACCGGGGCCCGGAGCCUUCCGCGGCGAGGACCCAGGCCCGCGAAAGAACGCGGCCCGAGGCCCAGCAGGCGGGGAGACCGAAGACGCCGGCCGGACCCGGCGAGAAGGGAGGUCACGGGCGAGACGGCGACGAUUCGGAUACCGAGGGGGGCGAAGGGACUUCAGGGGAAGUCAGACGGAGUCCUCGCUCGGAGGAGAGAUCUCGGGGGAGGGAAAGGUCGGACAGCGACCGGUCUCGGUCUGGGAGGGAGGGAGUCGGACGCCCGUCCGUACGGCACCAAGCCGUUCUUUCGACGGCGGCUCGGUUGGCGGAAGAAGUGGAGCCCGGGCCGCGGCACCGGGGGGAGGAACCCGAGGCGAGGGCAGACCGUAGACACGCCGACGGAGAACGGCCUCCUGGGCGUCGCGCGGGGAGAGAGACGCGGGACGGCCCGCGGAGCGCUUCGCGCUCGGACGAGGAACCUGCUUCCUCGAGACCGGACGGGCGCGGGGACCGCUCUCCGGAAAGGAGAAACCCCGGGCGUCUUCCCCAGCGCGGCGGCAAGCCGAGAGGGAGGGGAGACGGCGGGCGGCCCGACGCGGGAGGGUCGCCGCGGAGAAGCGUCACCCCGUCGUCUCGACGGCCCCGAGGGGGAUCGCGGGCGGACGGUUCGGGCGGAGAUCUGGACCGAAACGGAGAGGAGGAAUCCACGGGACAGAAAUCGCCUCCUGGGGGUAAAAGAAAGAAUCGGGAUCCCGUUGAACAGAUUCAAGCCAGUAAGAAAGGGUCCCCCAAAACGCCGUCCGCAGGCGUACCGCGGAAGAAGAGGCCAAAGGUGGUGACGGAAGGGCGGCCGGAAGACGAUCCCCAUCCGGCCCGGGGCCGCGCGGAGAUCCGGACUAGUCGACGAGCGUCCAGGCCCCCGUCGGAUUGGUGGAUGUUGAAGGCGGAACGGAGCGGGACCGAGCGAAAGGAGGGUCCGACUCCGAAACGGAGCGAUAGAGACGAACCGUCUCAGGCCCCGGAGGUGGGGGAGACCGGCCUCGCGCCCCACGACGCUCUGCGCGCUUCCGUUUCUCCGAGCCGAGUGGCGGCCCGUCGGCCGCCGGCCCCGUCCUCGCGGGAGACCCGCCGACCGUCGGCGAAACCGAAGCCCGGGGCCGAAACGCGUCAGCGCCCGCGCCGCCGGAAGCAGGACCCCGGAAAGAUGACCCGAAGCGAGAGGAGGGAAGCCGAAAGGUCCGUCGGGGAAAACGGGAGAACGGUCGGCUCCGGACAUAGACCCGCCGAGGAGAGGGAAGGUGAAGCGGCGGGUUCGGAGACUCCGGGCGUCACGAAUCCCACGGGGCAAAACUGUCCGCCUCCCGGAUCGCGGGAUCCCGCCAUGUCGGCCGGCUACUCCAACCUGCGGUGCCCCUCCGCCUUAUCGUCCGCAUCCUCCGGGAUCGCGUCCCGGAAGGAAUCCCCGGCCGCCAGAGGGAAGAGGACGAACCGCGGUGGGCGGAAAAGGCCGCUCCCGCCCGCGGGAGAGAGGACCCCCCCGGCCGAGCUCCAGAAAUCAGCGGGUCCCGCAAGACCGGAGCCCGAGAAGCUGGUGUAUUCGUCUUCUGGGGUUUCCGACCCGGGGAACGUCCUCGCCGGCGACGAACCCUCUGGAUCUGGGGCGGGAGGAUCCCGGGCCGGCAGCGACUCCGAGCCCAGCCCACGGUCGAAGGGCCGGCGAGGAUCGGCGGCGAAGCGGAAGGCCCGUCGCGCCGGCAGUGCAGCCGGACUUCCCGAAGAGAGCCUCGAAUCUCCGGAGUUUGCCCAUCCCCCGGAAGAAGCGAAAACCCCCCGGGGUACUCUGCGUUCGCCUCUGACACCGGAUACUACAGGCCCCGUGACCUCAACGGUGGAAGGAAGCGGGCCUGCGAGAUCCCGAAUUACGAGAACAUUUCCUCCAGGUGAUGAAGUCCGUGUUUACGAGCAGGAAGAUUUGAGUUCAGAUGAGGUAACUGAGGCACAGAGUAGUGAAGUGACCUACACAGAUGACGCGGGAUACCCGUCGGAUGAGCCGUCCCGGCUGGCUCCGAACCAGAAGGCCAAGCGGAAGUUCGUGUUGCCCACCGACACGCCGAACGUUCGUCGGACCAAGAGGAUACGAGUGAAGCCUCUGGAGUACUGGAGAGGGGAGCGGGUCGACUACAAGGUCCGCCCGUCAGGGGGCUUCGAAAUUCAUGGGAUCAUUUCUCCUGACGCGGUGUCACCCUACAGAGGAGCCAGCGGAAAAAUGGAAAAGCUCAAGAAACUAGCUAAAGAGAAGGGAAGACCUCUUGCAAAGGCAAAAAGCAGAAAUGCCAUCGCCAAUUUGAAUUUGUCCCUAGGAGAUCCUUCUAAACCAACAACCGUGUGGUGCCACGAUACUAAUCGGGAAGUUCUUCUGAGUUGUGUGAGGCCCAAAGGUACAUAUACGUAUUGCCUUGGCGAUGACUCUCUGAUGGUAUAUAAAAGUUUGAAUACAUCUUCAUUCUCUGCUGGCCAAUUGGUCCUGGGACCGUUUAAAGUGAAAGGAAGCCAACACGUCUGUUUCGAUACGCUGGUGUUCUACAUCGUCCAGGGCGAACUCAUAUGUACCUUACGUAAGACACCUUACUACUUGACGGCCGGCGACACUUUCUACGUUCCUCCGGGUAACCUGUACAACAUACAAAAUCUCCUGAAUCAGAAAAGCGUUCUUCUCUUCACUCAGAUCAAAAGCGAAAGAUUGGAAGGUGUCCGCUUGGAGAGCGACGCCGACGACGAAGGCUGAAGUAGAUCCGCGUAAGCGUUCUUGUACAGUUCUGCCAUUUCUUCGGGACCCGCUCGGCUCUGAAAGGCUGUAUGCUGACGACGUACGCGAUAAAUUUCCAAUCCCUCUCGUGGGCUUGUGUACAUAUAUAUAUAUAUAUUUAUACAUAUAAAGGAAUAAAAUACAAAAACCAUCCCCGUUCAAAUAAAGGAUAUACGUUUUUAAUCCGAGGGAAGAUUGUCAAAAUAUUUAGGUAUUAAAAUGUGAUAUUUGAA